Messenger RNA from Durusdinium trenchii, 809 nucleotides. NCBI's taxonomy places the organism in Eukaryota, Dinophyceae, Suessiales, Symbiodiniaceae. The record is from the annotation of a GenBank genome assembly.
AGAACCCGUCUUGGCUCAAGUGAUCGAAGAUGGGCUGGAUCGCUGAAACCAAUCGAAUCGCCAAAGGCGCGCGUUCCAAAGGGAAGCGGAUCUACCACAAAGUCUUUGGGCCAUCCCAUCAGCAAUGGAAGUGGGUGAAGGAUAUGCUGAAUCUUCUCAUCCUGAACCAGCGUCUCGAGACCUCCCUGCCCAGAGCGAAAGAGCUGCAGCAAUACGCGGAGGAGAUCGUCUUUUUAGCGAAGAAGAAUUCACCCUACCAUGAUGGCCUCGUGGAGAGCAUGUUGACUUCUCCCGAAGCGCGCCGGAUUCUGUAUGAGCGAAUGCUGCCCAGGUACAAGGACCGCCACUUCCAUGUCUCCCGCGUGGUGAACCUCUUCACUUAUCGUCAGAGGGACACCACUCCCAUGGCCAUCCUGGAGUACGUGGACCGCCCGGGCGAGGUGCGCCCCGCCAAUCCGGUGGGUGCUGCACGAAAGCAGCAUGUGGCCAUGGAAUUCCUGGAGACACGGCGAAGCCGGAGGAAGCACCUGGCAGAAGUGCAGAGGAUGCUUGAAAGCAAACGAUCACCUCCUCUGGAUGCGGCCGUCCUGGAGCGUCUUCGCUUCGAAUGUACAAAGUACGAGGACUUAGAGCCCUGGACCCCAAAGCGCCUCGAGGAAUGACUCGGUCACCGAUCGGCGCUCCGCUCGGAGCGCGGCGAAAAGGGCGAAAAAGGGCUCAUCGCGCGAAGACUAUUUUUCGAUGGGAAGACGACAGAUGUGACUAGGGCCAUAGGGCAAAUAGAAGGAGGACGCAUGUUUCGUGGAUUU